AUGCUUCAGCUUUGGAAACUUGUUCUCUUGUGCGGCCUGCUCACUGGGACCUCGGCAUCUCUUCUUGGAGACCUUAGCAACGACCUGAAUAAUGUUGUGGACAAGCUGAAACCUGCUGUUGAGAAAGGACUUGAGACCAUUGACAAUACAGUUGAAUCUAUCCUUCAGAAACUGAAGGCUGACGUGGCGGUGCUUCAGGAUUCUAAGGUUUGGCAGCUGGCCAAGCAGAAGCUGCAGGAAGCUGAGAAGUUGGUGAACGACGCUCUUUCUAAGGUCCUCUCACUUAAGGACGGGACUUUGAGCUUGAACAUCCUUAACUCCCGCAUCCUGAAUAUCAAAAUUGAACUGACUCCUGAUGGCGAAGGCAUUAACAUAAGGGUCCCCGUCACCGCUAAUGUCACCCUGGCUCUGCCUCUCAUUGGCAAGAAGGUCAACCUGAAGGUUUCUUUGGACCUCCUGACUAGCCUCAGACUUGAAACCGAUGCCCAGACUGGCAUCCCCAAAGUGGUCGUGGGAGAAUGCCUCAGUGACUCAGACAGCAUCUCCAUCACCUUGCUGGACGGCCACAGUCACCUGAUCAACAAGGUCCUGAACUCCAUGACCAGCAUCCUGGAAAAGACUGUGUCCCACCUAAUAGAGAAGGAUGUGCAAACUUCUCCUUGGGCUGUCAGCUGGAACCUGCACCCCUUUACUCAGCCUAGGGAGCAGGAGAGAGGAGCAGGGCCUGACAGUAGCUGA
This is a messenger RNA of Acinonyx jubatus (cheetah), 738 nucleotides long. RefSeq names its product BPI fold containing family A member 2 (gene BPIFA2). The record is from RefSeq and is a predicted model, not a curated record. The coding region runs from base 1 to 738 and encodes 245 amino acids. Gene Ontology annotation, molecular function: lipid binding. Lineage: Eukaryota; Metazoa; Chordata; Mammalia; Carnivora; Felidae. The transcript is spliced from 6 exons.